Messenger RNA from Arabis nemorensis, 213 nucleotides. NCBI's taxonomy places the organism in Eukaryota, Viridiplantae, Streptophyta, Magnoliopsida, Brassicales, Brassicaceae. The record is from the annotation of a GenBank genome assembly.
AUGGAGAAAAGAGAAAGUUGUGGUGGGUCUGGAUCAGGAGAUUCAGAGGUGAGAAAAGGGCCAUGGACGAUGGAAGAAGAUUUGAUUCUCAUCAAUUACAUCGCCAAUCAUGGUGAAGGUGUUUGGAACUCUCUCGCCAAAUCUGCAGGGUUUUUUCGUUGGGUUAACGAUGAAAUAGGGUUUGGUCUUCACCUUGAAGAACUGAAGAUAUAA